AUGUCUCGCUCUCUCCCUUCAAAUUGCACACACCAAUCACUUAUUCCUACACAGGCAAAACCUGAAAAUCUCGACAACUUGAUUUCCCAAUAUCAUCCAACUUCUCUGCCUCCCCCUCACCAUUUCUCCUCUUCAUCACAUCCUACAUAUACCGCCAUUCCUCCUCUUCCUUCACCUUAUUCUUUACACUUACUCGAAGCAUACCAUUUCUUCCUCUCUUCAAGCAACCACUCCAGUGUGCAAACAACCAAUGCACUCCAUUCACCUCCUCCAACUCCUUCUUCGUUAGGCUCCACUUCAACAGGUGCUCUCUUUUCUCUGCCUCACGUACAUUCCCUCUCCCAACUAGCUCUCCUCACCUCCAUCGAUAACACCCUCACUACAUUCCUCGAGACCUCUAUAUCGCUGUCCUCCACUUCCCCUACCACUUAUCGCCACAUUUGCCCUGCUUCUCCACAUCCUUCUCGUACCCCUCCUCCUCCUCCUAAACCUUUCCCCUCCCAUCCACCUCCUACUUUCUCUUCUUCCACUCCAUCCACUUCUACCUCCCACCCAGUUCCAGUUAUUCCCCCCAACGUUCAUCACACCAAUCACCAAACACAUCAUCAAAUUCCUCCAAUUUCUACUAAAUCCUACCAUCCACAUUCUAUUCAAAUGCAACUGUGUCCGCCUUCAAAACAAUCUUCUUUGCAUCCACUUCAAAUGUCCUCCCACAUUUAA
Molecule: messenger RNA, 720 nt
Organism: Rodentolepis nana
Lineage: Eukaryota; Metazoa; Platyhelminthes; Cestoda; Cyclophyllidea; Hymenolepididae
Source: the annotation of a GenBank genome assembly